Macrosiphum euphorbiae (potato aphid) is the source of this 3612-nucleotide messenger RNA. Lineage: Eukaryota; Metazoa; Arthropoda; Insecta; Hemiptera; Aphididae. The record is from the annotation of a GenBank genome assembly.
AUGCAAGAGGACAUGACAUAUCCGGCUGGAUGCCGUCCAGUUACAGAUGAUCUGGGUCCAGAUGAACUUAUUCGCCGAUUAAAAACUUUAGCUCAUACUCUUCAAGCAAUGGGUCAAGAUGAAGGGAUGUAUCAACAAUAUAUACCAUUGACAUUACAUUUGGCCGAAGAUUAUUUUCUAAAACAUGCUAGUAAAGAUGUUCAGCUUUUAAUAGCAUGUUGCAUCGCUGAUGUACUCAGAGUUUAUGCUCCUGAAGCUCCAUACAAAGAUCCAGAGCAAGUCAAAGGUAUAUUUAUGUUCCUAAUUAAGCAACUUGCCGGUCUAAAAGAUCCAAAGGAUCCAGCCUUUAAACGUUAUUUUUAUCUUUUGGAAAAUCUUGCUUAUGUAAAGUCUUUUAAUAUGUGCUUUGAGCUUGAAGAUUGUCAAGAAAUAUUUUGCAAAUUAUUUUCACUCAUGUUUAAAAUUGUCAAUGAUGAACAUUCAACUAAAGUGAAAUCUUUUAUGCUUGACAUUUUAUGUCCAUUAAUAUGUGAAUCUGAUAUGGUAGCCAGUGAACUUCUUGAUAUUAUUUUAAUAAACAUCGUUGAACCUAAUAAAUCACAAAGAAAAAAUGCAUAUUCAUUGGCUAAAGAACUUAUUCUUAAAUGCUCAAACACUUUAGAGCCUUAUAUCCAAUCGUUUUUUAAUCAUGUUUUAAUAUUGGGAAAGAAUGAAAAAAAUCUAGCUAUAAGUACUAAAACUUAUGAUCUCAUUUAUGAAUUGAACAGAAUCAGCCCAUCUGUAUUGUUGGCAGUGCUCCCACAACUUGAAUGCAAACUGAAGUCAACUGUUGAACAAGAACGUCAUGGUACUGUGUCCCUUUUAGCUCGCAUGUUUUCAGAAAGAGAUUCAAAUCUUGCUAGCCAUCAUAAUAUCUUAUGGCAAGCAUUUCUUAGCCGAUUUAAUGAUAUAUCUGUUAGCAUCCGCAUUAAGUGUGUUCAGUAUGCUAUGCAUUUACUUUUAAAUCAGCCUGAACUUCGCCAAGAUCUGACAGAAGCAUUACGUUUAAGAAGUUCUGAUAGUGACAUGAAUGUACGUCAUGAAACAGUUAUGGCUAUUGUAUCAACAGCUAAACAUGACUUUGAACCAAUUGCAGAUAAUGAAGAAUUACUUUUAGUUGUUAAGCAAAGAAUGUGUGAUAAAAAGUUUAAAAUAAGAAAAGAAGCUACAUCUGGGCUAGCAUUUAUAUACAAAACAUAUUUAAAUGAUCCAGACAUUCCUCAAGGCACUAAAAAAGCAUUCACUUGGAUCAAAGAUAAAAUUUUACAUGGGUAUUAUAGAACUUGUGUAGAAGAUAAAUCAUUGGUAGAACGACUAGUGAAUACAUCUUUAGUACCGUAUCAACUACCACCUGAAGAGAGAAUGAAGAGACUUUAUCAUUUGUAUGGUACAAUUGAUGAUUAUGCUAAAAAAGCUUUUAUGGAGAUUCAAAAAACUCAACUUUUAAUCCGUUCACAUUUAAAAGAAUUUCUUGAUAAUCACAAGAAAGAAGACAGUCCUCAAAAAGAUAAAGAAAUUCAGGCAAGUAUAAAAUUAUUAACUCGGUAUUUACCUGAAUCAGUUAAAGCAGCUGAGUUUAUUGGCAAAUUUUCACAACACCUAAUUAAAGAUUCUACUCUAUUAAGUUGUAUGGAUACAAUUGCCAAACAAAAUUCUAGUACUGCAGAAAUAUCCGAAGCUACUAAUUUAGUUUUAAGGAAGCUCGGUCAACCAGUAAUGACAAAUCUAUAUUACAACACUGUAAAAGCACUUUUAGAAAGAGCAUCAUCGGUGAUGAUAGACUCCCAAGCAUUAAAGGAAUUGUUUAAUCAUGUGGAAAAUUGCUUAAGUGGUGGAAAUAUGAUAGAAGAACUUGGUUUACACCCAGAAACUGCAGCUUAUAGAGGACUCGAGCUUCUUAAUGUAUUAUCAAAUACAUUUGCUUGUCACUUUUAUCAUCCAGACAUACUGGAUAAACUGUUAGAUUUAUCACAUCAUGAUGAUGAGUACAUUGCUCCUCAAGUUCUCACUAUGUUGACUACAAUUGGCAAAUAUAGUCCACUUGGUGAUUCGUACCCAGAAUUCACAGAAAAGUUAAUACCCAUAUGUAAAAAAUUGGCAGUGAGCGGUACUCCGAAACAAGCUAAAGGAGCAAUACGUUGUUUAUAUGUCAAUGUAUUUAAAUCUAAAAAUGAUAUUUUUGAUGAUAUUGUUGAGAAAACUAAAAUUAAUUUAGAACCAGAUUCAAAACAUUAUGAAACAGCAAUAGUAGCUCUUGGGCAUUUAGCUAUCAAUGUGGCUGAAAAAUAUAAUGUCCAUUUCAAGAAUAUGAUUUCUCGAAAGAUUGUUAAGGAAUUAUUAGUUAAAGUGUCUCUAAAAAGUGAACUUUAUAAUGCUGAUGCUAAUUGGUGCUCCGAAGACAUUUUACCAAAAGGCACAAAGUGUAGAGCUGAAGGUAUGAAGGCUAUGGCAAGGUGGCUUAUUGGCUUAAAGAAUGAUAAAGUAUCAGCUCAAAAAACAUUUAGAAUGUUUAAUGCUUUUUUGUCACAAAAAGGCGACCUUACACAAUCUGGAAUCUUAUCAAAAUCUGAAUUAGCUUGGUUACGACUGCAAGCAGGCUGUUCUAUGUUAAAGAUUUGUGAACAAAAAGGUGUAGGAGAUCAAUAUACAGCUGAACAGUUCUUUUUAUUAUCAAGACUUAUGAUGGAUGAAGUGUUAGAAGUGCGAGAAAUUUUUGCCGCAAAACUCCAUAAAGGUCUAGGGAGAGGUUUACCCUUCAAAUGUCUCCCAUUAGAUUUUAUGGGAAUGUACGCUUUGGCUGGACUUGAAGCAGAUGAACGAUUGAGGAGUAAAAUCUAUGACUACGUUUUAAAAGAUAUAAACAGAAGACGGGAGUAUGCCAGAAAUUUAACUCAAGGAUCUGCCACAUGUUCAAUUGAAAAAGCAAUGGCACAAUUACCACAUAUUUUACCUGAUUACAUGUUGCUGUUUGCUAUUUCAAUUUUAACACACUCUCCAGUGUAUAAAGAUAAUAGAGAUGAAGAAAGUCUGACAUUAAUGCAACAGUGCCUCUGGUUUAUUCUUGAACCAUUAAUCACCAAAAAUGAUUCUUAUAAUUUUGGAUUUUACAAAGAGAUGUUGGAGCGAGUAAAAAAUUAUGUUGACGCUGUAGAACCAACUAAUGAGGCUAUUAAUGCGAAAAUGUGGGCUCUUUGUGAUUUGGCAAUGAGCGUACUAGUAGUUCAUACUAGUACAUUUGAAACAUCUCCUUUUUCUGAAAUUAGAAUUUCAGCAAUGUUUUUCAAGAGGCACGAUGAUUCCAUGUUUGUGAACGUAAAAGUUUAUUUGCCAGAAAAAUUCCAAAUCAAACAAGUGAACAAUAAUGGGAAAAAAACAGGACUUUCAGCUGCCUUAAAAUCCACUAAGAUCCGAACUCAGAAACAUAAUAUUCAAACCAGUCGAGCUAAUGAAUCUAAAGUAAAUAAUGACACUCAAGAUUCUACCAUGUUAGACAUGUCUGUUGAAAGAGAAGAAGAUGAGGAUGUAAUUGAACCUAAACGCAGGAGAACCACUCGUAACAAUAAUUUUAGUUGA